CGAUCUAGCAAAUAUCCUUUAUUCCUAUAUAUUUUCUACCGAAUAAUACAGAUAAUCCGCAGGAGAGUAUCCCCCACCGGAAUGGCUUUCUCUCAAUCAUCGCGAGAUCUGCGCCUCGACAAGCCCGACUGCACUCUCCACGCCACAUGUCGCACCCCAGCUAAAACGGAGCAGAAAUCCCGACUAGACCUGGACACGAUCCUCGGGAAUAGCAAUGGCCGUUUCGAAGUAGGAUCUUCCAACUUCUCCAAGUCCGCUACGGAGAUUCGCCUUGAGGGCACGAUUCUGUCCGCUCGGCUGCGAGAUAAAGACGGUGUGGAAAGGGAAGAUACGAUCAAUCUAGACGCCGUGUUGGAGAAUGUAAAUGGCAAGUUGACCUUUCUCGAACCGAAGAAAAGGAUUGAGAGAAAUUUACUUAUACCAUUGCGUCCUCGACAACAACAGCAGCGGCGGCGGCGGCCUAAUCUUGAGCCGCCAUCCUGUAACAUAUGUCAAGAUUGGCCUGAUCCUCAACAACAAGAUGUAUUUCUCCUACCGGGACGGCUUCUCAAAGGAAAACCAGGGUGUAUGAGUUGCGAUUUGCUCGCGCAAGUAUUCAAGCACUGCAAACCGGACCGAGGAAAAGUCCAGAGAGCAUCGUGCGCGGCGGAAAAGCCGACCAGCGAUCGGGACUUACACCGUGUUCAUCUCGAGUAUCAAGUAGAAGGAGGCGGCGAAACGAUAAAGAAGACAUGCAUUUUACAUAGGCCUCCGAACGCAAGCGACUUGUCCGGCGUAUUUGCUGAGCUACGUAAGAAAUAUCUUCCCGGAAAAUUCGCAUCCCCUGGCAGUGUUAAGCAAGCCCGCGCUUGGCUGGAAGCUUGCGUUGAGAAACACGAGAAAUGUGAGAGCUUCAGACGGAGCCCGUUACCAGCCCGCGUCCUAGACGUUGGGAGUAACGAUUCGGAUCCUGUUAGGUUGCUGUGUGUGACAGACAACAGGGAAGAUACGUAUGCCUGUCUCUCACAUUGCUGGGGGAAGCCGAAGGAGGGCGAGAAUCCUCUUACUUUGACGGUCAAGAAGGAGGAAGAUUUGAAGCAGAGAAUACCGUUAGAUGAUCUACCUAAGAAUUACCAGGAUGCGAUACGUUUCUGUAGGCUUCUUGACAUACGCUACCUUUGGAUCGAUGCGCUUUGUAUUAUUCAGGAUAGCGCAGAAGAUUGGACCGGCGAAUCUCUGAAGAUGGCCUCAUACUACGGGAACUGUACUACGAGAAUGGAAUACCAACUCCCAGGCACAACUGGUCCUGCCGGUUGCAUCCUAGCUACGGAAAAGCCCCUUGAAGUACCCCACUUCUGGUUAGCGAAGAAGUUUCCCUUCGGCGAGUAUUAUCCGCUACUGACACGAGCUUGGGUAUACCAAGAGCGGCGGCUAUCACCGCGGAUAUUACACUUUUGUGGGAAUGAGCUCGUCUUCGAGUGCAAGCAUCAUACGGCUUGCGAAUGCGAAGAUAUAUCAGCAGAUAGCACUAGAGAUUAUGAUUCCUGGACAAAAGCCCACGAGGCCUAUUUGGCUACGCACCGCGAUGCGACCAAGGUGGAUAUUAGAACGAGGGCAGAACAUGAAUGUCAUACUUUGAUACGCGCCUACAGUCAGCUAAACCUAACCUUCGUCGGCGAUAGGCUCCCUGCCAUGAGCGGGUUGGCACAGCACGCUAGACGUAUGCGAGAAACCUAUGGGAUUCCUACCGGGAAGUACUUGGCCGGGCUCUGGGAGGAAACAUUGCUGAAUGAUAUGUCCUGGUGUGUUGGACGGAGCCGGGCGCGCAUCGUCAGGGGCGAAGACGGCGGUCGCAAUUGGGUUCAUUGGGCUAACAGCAAGGAGAGAAAAACUGGUGCAAUUGGGACCAAACCGGACGAUUAUGUGGCGCCCUCGUGGUCGUGGGCUAGCGUUCUAAGUCCCGUCGAGUUCGCACCGUUUGCUUAUAAGAAAUUCCUGUGUCAACUCCAUAGCGUCAAAACGGAGACAACUGGGCCAAAUGAAUACGGGAGAGUUGCGAGCGGACACGCUAUUCUGCAAGGGCGACUAUUAGAAACGGCCUGGGACGAGACCGAGGGGAAAAUGCGUCUGAAGGACGCCCUUGGCACUAGGCUUCCGGGACCUGAAGUGUUGUGGACUAAAGUAUUUAACCUUGUAAAAGAUCAUGGGAUGAUCUGGUUUCCCGAUUACGACUUGUUCCCUCUUGCGUCCCGUCCUAUCAUGGGAAGAGAUGAGGAUUCUGAUAUCAGAAUCCGACUCUAUCCAGGAAAGACCAAAGUGGAGACGGUAUAUCUUGUUCUUAGACGAACACAGUCAUCCGCCCCAUUGCCCGUGUUCGAGAGAGUCGGAUGGGCUGAAUAUACUGGGGUGGAUGGGGAUAAGGUGCCUGAUAUGACUAUGGCGAGGGAUACGAAAUUCAAGCUUAUCUGA
Messenger RNA from Daldinia caldariorum, 2448 nucleotides. Its product is annotated as CNVH-domain-containing protein. The coding region runs from base 82 to 2448 and encodes 788 amino acids. Lineage: Eukaryota; Fungi; Ascomycota; Sordariomycetes; Xylariales; Hypoxylaceae. The record is from RefSeq and is a predicted model, not a curated record. The transcript is spliced from 3 exons.